AUUGUUUCUUAACUUGUGUAAAAAGCUCUACAAAACUACCAAAAUCUUACUCCCAUCUCUGGCUUGUGAAGCAAAGCAAAUUUGAACAUGGAAGUUCAAAUCAUAUCUAGAAAAUUGAUUACUCCAUCAUCUCCGACUCCACCCCACCUUCAAAACUUGAAAAUAUCAUCGGUUGACCAGCAUGCUCCGUAUGUUUAUGUGCCUACCAUCUUCUACUACGCUGCUAAUGGUGAAGAAUAUGAUGUCAAAAAUGCAGAAAAAAGUUUGCAGAUGCAAAACUCACUAUCUGAAAUCUUAGCCCUCUAUUAUCCAUUCGCAGGAAGAUGCGCAAAAGAUGAUCCAUGUAUUGAAUGUAAUGACAAGGGGGCAGAAUUUCUUGAAGCCCAAGUAAAUGGCUCUCUCUCUCAGCUUUUUGGUGACCGUGAGCUUGAGACCAACUUGAACAGUCACUUAGCUCCUCAUUACUUUGAUCCAAGUAAUAGCUCUCCAUUAGCUGUUCAAUUCAACAUGUUUGAAUGUGGUGGAAUUGCUAUAGGUAUAUCUUUGACACACAAGAUUGCUGAUGCAUUCACGGUGUUCACCUUCAUUAAUGCCUGGACUACUGCAAGCCGCUUUGGGGUCGAUCAAGUGCCUUGCCCGAGUUUCGAAUUAGCUUCCAUUUUCCCACCAAGAGCUGCAUCUAGAGUGGAGAAUAUUGUUACAAUCAAAGCUGCAACUAAUAAUAUUGUCACUAAAAUGUUUGUGUUCGAUGGUGUAGCGAUUUCGAAGCUGAAAGAAGCUACAAAUUUCAGUGCUAGCGGUUCACAUCAGUCUCUCAACUACCAAGGGACACGAGUGAAGGUUGUGAUAGCACUUAUAUGGAGGUGUUUAAUGAGGUUGUCUCAAGCCAGACAUGGCUGCAUGAGGCCUUCCCUCAUGAAAGUUCCAGUUAAUUUGCGAGGAAAGAUACCGCAACCAAUACCAGAAAAUUCCUGUGGAAACCUGAUAAGCUGGGCAGUCGCUCAAUUCAAGCCAGGUGAUGAGAGCGAGGUGAAACUUCAUGAAUUGGUAAGUCGAAUUAAUAGCGGAAUUGAAAAUGCUUUCUCAAAUUAUUCAAAAGCUACAAGUGAUGAUGAAUUAUUUUUUCUGGUGAUGGACGGCUUUCGGAAGGUAAGUAAAGCAUUGAUAGAAAAUGAAGUAGAUGUCUAUAUGUUUGGUUGCUGGUGUCGGUUCCCUAUGUAUGAAGCUGAUUUUGGUUGGGGAAAGCCAACUUUGGUGUGUGGUGGUAAUUCGCAGGUUCCAAGGGAGUGUAUUAGGCUUUUCGACACUAAAGAUGGUUAUGGAAUUGAGGCAAUAGUGAGCUUGGAAGAAAAUAAAAUGCUUCUUUUUCAACAAGAUCCUGAUAUUCUAGCAUUCAGUACUUCCUAAAAAUUAAGCUGUAUCAUCAUCAACUACCCCUCUCCUUUUUGUGCUCCAAGCUGGUUAUGUAAUUUAGGCUUUAUUUUCUUGUUAUGUUUAGUGUGUGCAAUCAAAUAAAGAAAUCCAGCCGGUUUCUGACUGUCAGAUCGCCAAAUUAUGCGUGUGGUUUGAGUGAAAUUGCUGCACGUGACCACUUAGUUUGUAAAAAAAAAAAAAGCGUUCUUAUUGAUUUAAUAAAUGAGAAAUUAUAUUGAUACUCCA
Populus nigra (black poplar) is the source of this 1659-nucleotide messenger RNA. RefSeq names its product pelargonidin 3-O-(6-caffeoylglucoside) 5-O-(6-O-malonylglucoside) 4'''-malonyltransferase-like. The record is from RefSeq and is a predicted model, not a curated record. The coding region runs from base 88 to 1407 and encodes 439 amino acids. The transcript has a single exon. NCBI's taxonomy places the organism in Eukaryota, Viridiplantae, Streptophyta, Magnoliopsida, Malpighiales, Salicaceae.